GGAUCGUGCACGACCAGCGCAUUCCUUCUUGUUCUAUUGGCCGAAGCGCGAGCAGAGCAGACGGAAAGCAGAGCGGGGGUGAGUCCAGCAACGGAUCAGACGAGGAUAGCUCGGCGGCGAUGAACUCUGACCUCUGACCUCGCUCUGGUCCAUGAUUGUACGGCGAGGAUGACACGAGAACCAAAUCUCGCGGUAAUGGCCCAAAGAAAAUUCCCGUCCUCGUUCGAACGAAGCCUCGGGAAGUGGGAAAGAAAUUCCUACGUGAGACAGGGACGGAUCUCCCCCCCCCCCUACGGCUGCGAGCAGUCUUCAGCGCACAGGGCAGAACCCGAGAGGCGACGAACGCUCGACGUCGAGGCGAUGCGAGGAAUGUCGAGAACGAGCGGAGGAGCUCCGACGCCUCGGGGCGAGCGAGCGAGGGCCCCGAUCGAGCGAAGCGAAUCGUCCGCCGGCGCUGGGCCGCGCAUCGGGAUCGGUUCGCCGUUCGGUUCAGAGCCCGAAUUUAAGAGGCCCGAAUCGCAAUCUUGUCCGGCGGGGCCGGAGCUGACCAACAUCAUCUUGGCGCGUCGUCGUCGUCGUCGUCGUCGUCGGCCUCCGCCAUCUUUGCGUCCGCGUUCCGUGCUGCGCGAAGUGUAGCGACGGGACUCGAGGCUCCAUGUCCACGUGGUCCCUGCGAGAGCGUGGAGGUUGGCAGGCGCUUUAAUGGCGAAUUGUCCACUUUGGGAAUGGACUCUGUUUUCCCGCCCCACGGUGCUCCCCUCGGCUCGAGCUCAAUCUCAAGCUCGCCCCUUGGACAAAUCCCGUAGACCCACCUGAGCAAGUGAUCGAGCGUCCGUGCGGCGGCGGAGGACGGGGGUCGUAAUCGAAAGAGACGUUGCGCGCAG
Molecule: messenger RNA, 884 nt
Organism: Marchantia polymorpha subsp. ruderalis
Lineage: Eukaryota; Viridiplantae; Streptophyta; Marchantiopsida; Marchantiales; Marchantiaceae
Source: the annotation of a GenBank genome assembly